GCCGCCGUUCGCCACAGAGGCACGCGAAUAUUUCUUAUAGUGAGUUUAUAUACAAUAUAUCAUUUUGUAUACAAUAGCUAAUAAUACUGACUGAAAAAGAAAGUGAAAUAAUUUUUUUUUUAAUAUACUAUAGAAGCAAGGAGUGAAAGAAAAGUGUUUUUUAAAAUUAAAAAGAAAAACCCGUGUAACAAAAGAUAAUUUCAGUUUUUACUUUUUAAAGUUUUUUUUUUUAAUAUUCCCUCCAAGGCUAUUUCGUACGGAUGAAACCCUUUGUCAGCUUUCUGGAGCCGGUUCUCGAAGCAGGAAGAUGGGAGGUGACCAGCUUGGUCUCCUCCUUUGGAAGAAUUAUGUUGUUAGAAAACGUCAACCGGGUAUUAUGAGCCUGGUAUUUCUAUGGCCAAUUUUUGUAUUUAUGCUUCUUUAUACGGUGAGAGAUAAUAUCGAUCCAGAAUAUUUUCCCACAUGUCAAUUCCCGGCAAGAUUCAUGCCUCAAGAUGGAAUCUUGCCAUUUGUUCAAAGCUUCGUUUGCGGUGUGGGAAAUCCAUGUGAACCACUGUCAGAAUACGAGGAAGUACCAUCUUAUAAAAAUGCAAUGUUGAGUCCUUUGAUUGUGGAACUUCAAACAGUUUUGAGAAAUGAUACGAUUCUGUCAGCAGUUUCUUAUUUACCAAAAGGCGUUCAACUUUUUACAUCAAUGGCUCAAAUUCUUACAAAGCCGGAAAUUAAAAAAUUGUUUGACAGGGGAAUUUUUCUCGGUGAUUUAUUUAACAAUCACGAAACAAUUAAAAGAUCCUUGAAAAAUCAAAUACCACAAGCAACUGAUCAUUUGCUCGAUGGACUCUUUAAUUCCUCAAUAAAAUUGAUCUACUUAGUCGAGGGUCUUGGUUCGACAAAUAUUGAAGACACUGUUUGCGUUCCGGAGAAUUUAAAAAAAUUUCUAAUUGUGCCAAAGGAAAUGGAUCUAGUCAAAAUAUCAAAAGUACUUUGCGAAAUAGAUCCAUCAAAGAUUCCCGGUAUUUUUGAACAAUUGACAAAUCAUUUAGAUUUCACUUCACUUUUGGAAAUGGUCAGUCGUGUUAUGGCCAAAUUCCAAGAUUAUGAUUUUCUUAAAGAUAUUAAAAAAACCGUUGAGACUAUUCUCAAUUUGGGAAUUGUUGAGAAAUAUGUUCCCGAUUAUUUAAGACUGCGUGAUUGGGUGCCAAAGAUUAUUCCUUUAUUUAAAAAUACCUCAUUCAAAGAAAUUGAUAUUUUCUUUAUUAAUAAAACGGUAACAAUAUUGGAUCCAAUUUUUAAGGGGGAAAAUGAUUGGAAAACUGCUCGAAGUGCUUUUUUGAAAUUAAAUGAUCUUCUUAGUUUGGUGAAGAAUAUUAUUAAAAAAAUGGACACGAAUAAUGAAACUAUUUCUAGUGUGAUGAAAAGAAUUGGUGGAAAUGUGGAAGAUACUGUAUCAAUAUAUUAUCAUGAAUAUGAGACAAAUGUCACUAAAAUUUUGGAUAUUUCAUAUCUUAUUUUAGUGGAUAGUAUUAAGCUUACAAAAAAAUUAAUUGAGAAAUAUGAAGAUCAAUUUCAGCUUGCAGCAGAAAUAUUAGAUGGAUUAAAAAGUUUCUUUUCAAAAAAGAUACUUUAUAACAUUUCGUAUUUGGUAUCAAUGAUUGAUAAUGUGGUUCAAAUGACUCAUCAUGUUGCCAUUAUUCACGAGGAAUUAUUGAUAAAAUUCAAGAAUAUUGUAGUCAAUCAUCAAUCAUUUGUGGAAAAAAUAUUUACAACUAUUGAACCUAAUGUUUAUAGGACAAUUAUAAAUUCUUUUUCUCGAUUGGAUUUUGUUGAGAAAUUUGUCGAGGAAUUACCAUCAAAGAAUGCUGAAGAUCUGUUUUGUGAAGAUGAUAUUUUCAAAGAAGUAUUUUACAAUUUGGAAAACAAAGAUAGUCAAUUAUCAAAAUUGAACGAUUCACUUUGUAGCGAGGAAGGAAAAAAAUUCCUCUCCGAUAUUUAUAAUGCCAUGGAAUUAAGAAAUUUCAGUGAAAUUGUUGACAAUACUUUGAAUACAUUUAAAACUAUGGCUCUAAGAAAGCCGAUGAUUUUUGAAAAAUCAAAUCUCACAGCAAUGGUGAGAAGUGUUCGUUCUUUUGUGACCUAUCUACAAGAUCCCGAAUCAAAAAGAUUGGAAUCUGCGAAUUUGUCGUCUUCAAUUUCAAUUCCAAACGAAUGGAAAAUAGUGUUUGAGGAAACACAAAUUCAAGGACGUCAAGACAUAUUGAGUCUUCAUCUCAGUGUGGCAAAAUCAAUUGGAUCAAUAAGUCUCACAAUAAUAACAAUUUUACCAAGUUUAAUUAAAAUGGAUCUUAUUGCAAGUUCCGUUUUGAGAGAUCUUGAAACUCAUCCCACUGAAUGGAUCGCUGAUGUUCGAUUUCAUAAAUCUGAAUUAAUUGAAUCAUUUUAUUUAACUGUCGCUGAUAGACCAAAGGUAUUAAAAUUAUUGGAAUAUUCAAAUAUGACAGAAACCGUUUGUAUGGAUAAGAAUUCGUCAAAUUUUCUCAAUUUUCCAAUGGGAACAAAUGCUACUUUUUUAAUGAACAUUAUUUGUCGUCCAAUAAGAACAGUGGAAUCAGCUCUUAAUUUGGAUCUAAUAAAUGUGGAAAAUGAUGCAACUCUAUCGUUUCAAAAUCAAAAUUUCAAUUGGACUCUUUUUAAUGAGAAAAUUGUGAAAAUUUAUCAUUAUAUUGAUUCACUUGUACAUCAAAAAGAUGAAGGAAAUGUUACAUAUUUAAAUAAUGUAGUGGAGAAAUUUAGAGAAGCUUGGACUGAUUAUGUGACAGCGAGAGAUGCAUGGGAAGCAAGCGUAGGCGUCUUGUGUAAAUUGUUCACCAUUAUGGAAUAUCCUCUUUUUAAUGCAAAAACAAUAGAUAAUUGGUCGGAUUUACAUGCAGUCGCUUGGGGUUCAUCUUUAAUUGCUGACAAUAUUGAAAAUGUUGUCGAUCAAAUUCAGAGAAAAAAUAACAGUGUCGAUUUAAAGGAUAUUUUCAUUGAAAUGCCAGAGACAGAAAUUUUAUUAAGUAAACUAUUGAGAAAUCUUGCACCAAUAACACUUGAUUUUGUUGAUAUGACUAUGAAAAUUCCUGUACAUUUUAUGUCGGCAAUUGAUGAUUAUAAAGAUCGUGAACCAAAUUGGCCGUGCAUCAUGAAUGAGAGUAUUGGAGAGGCUCUGGAACUGAGAACAGGAAGUCGAGAAUUGGUGCGAGAAAUUGAAAAGAUAUCCUGCGAUCCUAGUCCUUUAGUGACCGAAUGGGAUGAACAACCUUUACUAAUAAAAGUUAAUAAGAUCUUUCAGGGUGACAGUAAUGUUCAAAUGCCACCUUUUAAUUGGACACAAGGUUAUUUAAAUUUUCGUCGAUUGGUAAAAAAAAUGAAUACUUUAAUUGACUCGCCGGAAGACGUUGAACUUUUAAAUGCGCCAAGUGUUUCUGUUUAUAUAAAAAACUUUUUACCCGAGGUGAAGAAAAUGGUGAUUGAAAGUCUUCCCGAGUCUGAAGAUCAAAGCAGAAAAAUAGUGGAAUUUAUCGAUCAUAAAAUUGAUAAAGGAGUGGAUAUUUUAAAUAGUCAAUUAUCGGCAAAAAAUGUUUGGGAUUCAAUGGGAACUCCGAGGGAUUUUGAUUAUUUUCUAGCGCUUGGAAAAUUUUUUUCUAACGUUUUACAUGAUGUUUUUACAAUUUUUUCUGAUUCAUUCAGCGGAGAUCAACAGAAUAUAAAUCUUUUAACACUUCUUGGAUUUAAGAACAAAAGUGCAAUUGCAAUUGCUUAUGAACGUUUACCAUAUAUUUUAGCAACAUUUAUAAAUGGAAUGUCAGAUCCAACAAUUGACAGUGAAGCAAUAAAUGCAAUGAAAAAUGGACGUGUAUCUUGUUCGGAAAUAUUUUCAUGGUUCGAUAAUUCACGUGUUGAUCUCACUGUUGAUGAAUAUAGAAUAUUGAAAAAUUUCACCUGCGAUCUUGUCGCUGAUAAUUUUAAUGCAUUCACUGAUCUCUAUAUGAAAGAAUCGACAGUUUGGCGAAAAUCUCUGGCUGAUUAUCAAUCAUAUUUUUUCAGUUUAGCCAUUGAAUUAUCUGAUUUGGGGAAAAAAAUUGUAAAUCGAACUAAAAAUGGCAUGAAAAUUGUUUUUCCAUUCGAUGAAAAUUAUUUGAAUAAUAUUGCAAGGACAUUGAGUCGUGAGCUUAAUGAUGAUGUUCCAGAAGUUGGUGGAAUAAUACUUCGUAAUAAUCCAGAAGGUAGAAAUUAUCGUUUAGCAGUGGAAGGUAUUUCGGAAGUUAUAAACAAAAUGGCAAAAACAUUGAGUGAAUUGCAAUUGAAGAAUAAUGAACUUUAUAGUUGGGAUUUAUUUGAAAAAGGUGAUGUUCAUCAGCUUGUGAAACUAUUGGAAAGUUAUCCAAGGGAAGCGAUUUCAUUUUUUGCUGUUAUUAGUGAAAUUGAUCCGGAAACGAUGCAACCUUAUCCAAUCAAACAUUUUAAAAAAAAUUGGUGUACAACUCAUCCAAAAUCUGGAAUGUGGAUUCAACCAAAUGCAACUCAUUUUUUAAGCAGUAUUUGUUCUUUUGAUUUUGAUCAAUUGCUAAAAACACUAACCAGUGAGGAAUUAUUCAUGGUAGCAAACGGUCACACGGACGUGUUAAAAAGAGUAACACCACUUUCAAAAUCAGUUUCACUUUUAUUAAACGAAAUUAUAAAAUUACGAUCUCAAAAUCCAAAAGUAAUUUUCAAAUCAAAUAUUUUUAAUGCCACCACUUGGAGGGAUAUUCCAAUUGACGGCCUCACUUGGAGAUCAAUUAAUCGUACGGAACUUUCGUGGGUGAAUAAAUUUGUCAGUGAAUAUUUUCCAAAUGAUUCAUUCAUGGGGCAAAUGUACAGGGUUCCUCAGGUUUUGUUAUCAGUUUUAAAACUUUUAUCCGGUGGUGAUAUUUGGCAAAAAUUGGAAAUAAUUUAUAAAGAUUCAAAAAUAAAACCCCUAUUGACUAUCGUUGAAGAUUUACCAAAUCUUGUGAUAACUGUUGUCGAUACUUUUGUCAAUUCCGAAAGACUCAAUGAUUUUGCUGAAUUACUUUUUGCCGGAAAAGUGAAUCUUUGCGAUAUUGAUAAAUAUUUGAUACCAUCGAAAUUUGUUAAAAAGAAAAAAAUUCUUACAAGUAUCACGAAUGUUUGUGAAAAAUUUGUGAAUGGCGCCGAGAAACUUGAGGCUGAGGAUUUUUUACCUUUGGAUUUUUAUGCUGAGAAAGAACAUUUGUAUGAAAUGAGAAUAAAUUCAGGACCGGAGAAUUUGAUAAUUUAUAAUAAAACUUAUCUUGUGGAAAAAAUGUAUCAACUUCAAGCAAUUUUGAUACAAAUUGCAUCGGAAGGUUUUCAGGAAAUUGAAGUUCCUAAUUGGUGGAUUUCGUUUAAAGAGGGAACUUUAAAAGAAUUUUUAUUAAAAUACAAAAGCAAGGAUAUGAGAAAAUUAGCACAUUCAUCAAUGAAAAAAUCUGUUGCUGUUUUAUAUAAUAUUUUAAAUUCGACACCUCACGAGGAAAAUUGUUCCUGGUGUCAUACGCUUAUGAUAGAAAUUGUAAAUUCUCAACUAAUAAAACAUUCGGAAUAUUCGAAAUUAAUUUGUAAAAUGCGACGAAUGAAUGUGAGGGAAAUUCAAGAUACAAUGUUACGAGAUUUUUAUUGGAAUAAAACAAUUAAUAUGAUUAAGGAUUAUAAAUAUUUGAAUAACAAGAAAACAUUGAAAAGUUUUAUGGGGGCUUUGGAAAAUUCUCUACAUUAUAUAGCGGAUAUUUUAGUUGAUUAUCAUAAUGAAACAUAUAAAAAUGAAGUGACAGAAUGCUUUUAUAAAUUAGUUGGAGGCCCUUCAUUUUCAAGACCAGGAUUAUAUGUAAUGGUAAUGAACGGAAUCCUCGACACUUUAGACAGAAAUGUUCAAAUUUUCAACAAUUUUAUGACGUAUGAGAAAAUAAAAAAUUUAACCGCCCUGGCUGAGAAAUAUUUGCCCAUUUGGAAACCAAUUUCUGAAGUUAUUGAAACUUCAGACAUAGAGAAAAUGAAUAAUUUGCUUCCAGAUGGAAAAAUCAAUGUAAAUUUAUUGUCUGGUGAAGUGAAAGAUACUUUAUGUUAUCCUCCGAAGCAUUGUCAAAAUUUAACAAUUCUUUAUGAUAUUCUCAGUGGCAGGCAAGUGAAGAAACUCAUUCUUCUUAAUGGAAAAAAUUCAAAUUUUGACUCAACGAAUGAAAUUGCCGAAUUACUUUCAAAGAGUUUGAAUUUUGAAUUAAUUGAAAGUGAAAUUUUAAAUUGGCGAAAGGAAGCUGCCACUAAUUUGACGUGGAUAAGAAAUAUUUUAAAACACGUGUCCACUGUCAUGGAAGAGGGAGGAAAUUUAUUUGACGUUGCAAGAAAAAUUGAUUUUGAAAAUGUUUCCAAUACACUUGGAGUUCCUGAUAUUGUUGACGAUGUUGUCAGUAUUGUCAAUGGAAAAACAAUAGACAAAUUGUUUGAGGGAAUAAACGAAAUUCUUGACGAUGUCGAGCCAUUUAUUGAAGAUCCUGAGGUAAAAAGAGAUCUUCGAACUAUGAUACAAACAUUUGAAUCAAUGGAAAUUUUCAAAAAUCUAGGACUCCUGAAUAUGAAAUAUGGUGUGAAUGAUUUAUUUAGAAAUUGGGAUGUGCUUAAGAAAUAUCUCAUUGAAAAAGCUGGUAUUCCAAAUGAAGCAAUGAAUAUUAUGAGUGGGGCUAAAGUUGACAUGAUUUCUGUAUUUUUAAAAGAAAAAAAAGCCGUAAGUUUAAAGGAUACAAUUUGUUCGCCAACGAAAUUAAAUGAAAUGUUGAGUUUUGAGAAUUCACAUCUUUCCGCCGAAGAAGUUAGUUCGAUUUUAUGCGAAAUGGACAGUGAACAAAGUCAAAAUAUGACUAUUACGCUUAUUUCAAAUCUUAAUUUUCAAUAUAUUUUCGAAAACUUAAUGAGUGCGAAUGUAAAAAAUAUUUUGUUAAAUGCAAAUUUAACAGAAUCUGAUGGAAAAGCUAUUUUGGAUAAUCUUGGAGUUGUUGCUGAACUUGUGCCAUAUUUUAAAGAAAAACUCACAUCGAGUCUCUCUUCAGCGAGAGCUAAAGUCAAUAAAAAUUCUUCUGAAUCGAUGUCGAGAGGUCAAUUUCUGGGAGAGGCGAGCAAAAUGUUGUGCAGCAAACCUUUGGUCCAAGAAGGCGGAGAAUUUUACAAGGUGAUCACGUCUUUGGAAGACAAUCGAAAAGCCGCUGAUGAGAGAGAACUUAGCACCUUGCCGACUGAAUUUUGCAGAGACACUUAUAAAAAUGUUUUAAGUAUGCCCGGUGGUAAAAUAAUUUGGUCAUAUGUAAAACCAUUAUUAAGAGGACGUAUUCUCUUUACACCAAAUACAACAUUAAUUCAGGAAGUGAUAAAAAUUUCCAAUCAAAGUUUUAUUGAAUUUGAAAAAUUCUCAACGCUCAUGAAUAGUUUUCAAAUGACACUCGUUGCAUUGAAAAAUCUCGCAAAAAUGGGUGACAGUUUAAAGGAUUUGGAAAAUAUCAUGUCAUCGGAUGUUAUGAAAGUUGCCGUCAAAUCCAUGAGUGGAUCGAGUGAAUCAAAUGUUAAUACGGAUUUGUCAAAUAUUGAUCUCACGGAAAUCGCUUGGGAAUUGAAGAAUUCUGAAAGAUUAAUAAAUAUGAUUGAAAUGUUGAACGAUUUGAUGGAUUGUGUUUUAUUGGAUCGAUAUCAUGGAUUUGCAACAGAGGAGGAAUUAGAAAUGGAGGCUGAGAAUUUAAUGGAAACACAUGAAUUUUUAGCGGGAGUUGUUUUUAUUGAUGAUAAUCGUCAUAAGAGAUCAUUGGAAUAUGAAUUACCGCAUAAUGUGACUUAUAAAAUAAGAAUGGAUGUUGAUUAUGUACAAACGACAACAAGAUUGAAAAAUCAAUUUUGGCUACCUGGACCGGAAGCCGAUUUUUUGGAACAUUUACGAUAUAUGCGAGGAUUUAUUCAAUUGCAAGAUUCAAUAGAUCGUGCAAUUAUUAGAGUUAAAUCACGCACCAAUCAAGAUUGGAUGACACUUAUUCGACAGAUGCCUUAUCCUUGCUGGAAAUUUGCUCCAUUCCAAUCAACACUUUAUGAAUCGCAAGGAGUGAUAGUUUGUUUCUUUUUUGCUUUGAUGAUGUGUGUUGGAGCUUCUAUUCGACACAUUGUUUGGGAACGAGAAUCUCAAAAUUCAAUGGUCAUGAGUGUUAUGGGUCUGAAACCAUGGAGGAACACUGCUGCAUGGUGGAUAACAUCUUUCAUUGAAUUAUCAAUAAUAAUGUUAUGUAUUGCCCUAAUACUUGUAGCUGGAAAAAUUCUUCCAAAAUCUGAUCCAUUAUUGCUUUUGACAUUAUUUUUCGAUUAUAUUUUCUCAAUUGUUGCUUUCUGCUAUAUGAUUUCAAUAAUGUUCAGUUCAGCAAGUUUGGCCGCUGUUACAGCAGUGACCAUGUUUUUGCUGACGUUCAUGCCUUAUAUUAUCGUAAUUGCCAUGGAAGCUGCGAUGGGUCUUGGUUAUAAAUUACUUAUCUGUUUGAGUAUGUCAACGAGUUUUUCCUAUGGAUGUCUUUUUGCCGUUCGAAAAGAAGUACAGGGAGUUGGUUUACAAUGGAAUUCAAUGUGGGAGGAAUCGACUCCCGGUGAUCCAAUGUCACUAGGUUUGGUGCUCAUUAUGAUUUUCGUAGAUGGUUGCAUUUACUCUCUCAUUGGCUAUCUUAUAGCCAAAUACAUCAAUUCAGGCAAGGGUUUUCAUGGAUUACGAUCUCGCAGUUUAUGGUGGGGUAACAACCGUACCCUAUAUGGUCUACCUAGCUAUCUAGCUUUCAUCAACAACCUUUAUUUCACUAACGACGUUCUACACCCUUCAGACACUUAUCAAGAUGAGGAAACUGACUCGAGCAGUUUGACAGUGAAUGAGGCACAAGCUGGCGUUAGUUUCGAAGGAGUUCGUAAAGUAUAUCAAAUCGAACAAGGCACCCGAGUCGCUGUAGAUGAUUUUACUUUGAAGCUUUGCGAAGGCGAAGUGACAAGUCUUUUGGGAAGAAAUGGAGCUGGAAAAACUACAAUUAUAAAAAUGUUAACUGGAAUGAUUGCUCCAACCACUGGCGAAAUUCGUUUAAACGGAAAAGAAGGUACUAAACCGGAUAUUGGAGUUUGUCCACAGGACAAUGUUCUCAUUCCAACUUUAACACCACGAGAACACAUGAUAUUUUACGCUAAAUUGAAAAAACCCUCCGAUCAUUCGGAAAUGACGAGAAAUGUCGAUAUAAUGAUGGCAUCGUUGGAAUUGGGUCGUCAGGAGCAUGAGCCAAUUUAUCGUCUUUCUGGUGGGACAAAGAGACGAUUGUGUGUUGCUCUUGCUUUUCUUGGCUCGCCAAAGCUUGUGAUCCUUGAUGAACCGGGAGCGGGAGUUGAUCCAGCAGCGAGACGUAGGAUUUGGAGAUUAAUAGAUCAACAUAGAGUUGGCAGAACUGUCCUUCUCUCCACACAUCAUCUCGAUGAAGCUGACAUGUUAAGUGACACUGUUGUCAUAAUGCACAAAGGGAAAAUCCUUCGUGCCGGAUCACCGUUAACCUUAAAGAUGACCCUCAACCAGGGAUAUAAAAUUCAUAUAUCAUUCUCGAUUACAGAAGAAUCGAAAUCCAUUAAUAAAAAAUUCUACGAAUGUGUUUCGUCACUUGUCAAAAAUGUCGUUUCUAAUGCUUUUAUUCGCGAGGAAUCGAAAACCGAGAUACUUGUUAUUUUACCAUUCCUCGGUACAAAUGGUGUUAUGAAUGAUAUUGCAGCGGCUCUUAAAAUUAUCGAGGAUAAUAAGGAUUUAAUUGGUUUUACACAUUUUUCGCUCGAAUGUGAUACAUUGGAGAAAGUAUUUUUGGAUCUUUGUUCCGAUGCUGAAAAUGGAUCAUCGUCAAUUUUAAGAGCAAGUCAAGAUAGCAUUGUCUCUGCACCGUCAAUUGAAUUAUAUCCAAUGAAUGAUGAUGUGGAUUUAAUUGGCCUUGAACCGAAACCAAAACCAUCGGCCUAUCGACAAGGAAAGGCUUUGAUAAAAAAGAGAAUAUGGCAUUUUACUCGAGAUUGGAGAUCACCAUUGGCGGCUUUAAUUUUGCCAACAGUGUUCGUUGCUGUAGCUAUGGGAUUCUCAUUAAUUAGACCACCAUCCGAGAAUGAACCACCAUUAAUUUUAAAGCCCAAACUAUACAAUGCACAUCCAACUCAUUUUUACAAUAUUGACAAUGACUAUGAUCCAUUUCUUCAACACGUGUCAAUGCAACUUCAGGAUCGAUUUGGAGGCGAUACGGCAGGAGCUUGGCAAACUCUUCCAAAUGACACCGGCACGUGCGAAUGUCUCGAGGGUCAACAAGUUUGUCGUGGAGUGUCCCAAGCUGUCGAGGGUCUGUUACAAACCCCACCUGGACGUCCAACUCUUGACUGGAUAGUUUCAACUCAUCAGGAGUACAUAGAGAAGAGAUAUGGUGGAUGGUCAUUAUCGCAUUGGAAAGAUGAUCCUCUCUUUGUUGUUUGGUUUAAUAAUAAAGGACAUCAUGCCUUGCCAGCUUACCUUAAUGCUCUGAACGAAGCGAUCAUGCGAGCUUCAGGAGUUGAUGGAUAUUUGAUUACUAUUAAUCAUCCUUUGAAGUUGUCCAGUGAUCAAUUAAAUCGAACUACAUUGUUGCAACACGUGGCUGAUGUUGGAAUCGCCUUAGUUCUUUUGGUCGCAUUUAGUUUGGUUGGAGCCCAAGGAGCUAAGGAAUUGGUUAGAGAGAGAUUAUCGGAGGAGAAACGAAUCUUAUAUCUUGCUGGCGUGCAUCCUGUGACUUAUUGGACGACAGCUUUAAUCUGGGACAACAUGGUCUUUCAAACUGCAAUUACAUUGGCAAUUAUUGUUUUUGAAAUUUUUGGUCUUCCCGCCUACGUUGAAAGAGAUAAUUUAAUGGGUGUUACUUUAUUAUUGUGUAUGUUCGCAUGGGCGGUGGUGCCAUUUACUCAUCUUGUAGAAAAGGCCUUUGACGAUUCAAGUUUAUCAAAUAUGGUUCUCUUUUGUGUGAAUACAUUUUUGGGUGUAGCAUCUCUAACGACGAUCCUUGUAAUUGACAUUCUCGGCAAAAGUCAAACGGCAGCAGACGUUCGUGAUUUUCUACAUCACGUACUGCUUUUACUACCUCAAUAUGCACUCGGCGAUGCUCUUGUGCAAAUCACGAAGAACGACAUCACUGCUGAACUACUCGGUAGAUUCAACAUGGAUACGUACAAAUCUCCCUUAGGUUGGGAUUUAAUUGGCUUACAUUAUGUCUGCCUCUUCGUAGUUGGUACUAUUCUAUAUUUGGCAAAUCUUGCCAUUGAGUGCCGACUACUGCCUGACAUUUCAUGGAAGAGGCAUAAAGUUUCUUACGAGGAAGUGAAAGAAGAUCCAGAUGUUGCAAGAGAGAGACUUCGUGUGGAAAAGGAAUUAGUUGAAGAUAUUUUGAAAAUUGUGAAAUUACGCAAAGAAUAUAAAAGUUUUUAUGGUAAAAAUAUUGCUGUACAAAAUUUAAGUUUUGGCAUUGAAUCUGGAACUUGUUUUGGAUUAUUGGGAAUUAAUGGCGCUGGUAAAAGUUCAAUAUUCAAAAUGUUAACAACGGAAAUAAUGCCAACGGGUGGAAAAAUAUUUAUUAAUAACAAAGAAAUUGGAAUGGGUCCAUUGUGUAAUGGUGAAGUUGGAUAUUGUCCUCAAAGCGAUGCACUUGAUGGAUUUCUAACUCCACAUCAGUGUUUGACAAUUCACGGUGAAGUUUGCGGUCUUGCUGAUGUCUCCAGGGCUGUGGAAAGAAUGUUGAAGAGAUUUGAUCUUAUUAAAUAUGCUCAUCAGAGGGUUGACAGUCUAAGUGGGGGAAAUAAGAGAAAACUUUGCGCUGCUAUCAGUGUAAUGGCUCCUGUGUCCAUUGUUCUAAUGGAUGAACCCACAAGUGGAAUGGAUCCAGCGUCCAAGGAAUUGGUUUCACAUGCUGUUCGUCAUGUGACAAGAAAUCAGGGAUCAGUGAUUAUGACAUCGCACAGUGUUGUGGAAUGUGAGAAACUUUGUCCAAGAGUUGGAAUUUUGGCAAAAGCGGGUCUCAGAUGUAUUGGCAGUCCUCAACAUUUGAAACACAGAUUUGGUGAAGGAUAUAUCGUUUUUUUGAGAACGAAUCAGUCAUUGACGGUUGAUGAUUUGAAGGAAGCAAUUUCAAAGUACAUUCCAAAAGCUAUUGUAUGUUCGAGGCAAGCAAGAACCGCACGUCUUCUAAUACCUCGAGGUCAGGAUAUAACUUUGAGUGUCACAUUCACGAAAGUGAAGAGUCUCGCUGAGGAUCUUCAAGCCACUGACUUCACUUUAACACAAAGUUCCUUAGAUCAGGUUCUGGUCAGCUUUUCAGAACAACUGGAAGACAAUUCUGACAGUGCAAUGUGCUUUAUAAACACGUGUGUCAGCAGUGAUGCCAUUCAUUUAGAUACAUUUUAAUAUUUCAAAUUCUUUUUUUUUAUUCCUUAAAAAUUAUUUAGGAAAAUAUUUUUCAUCACGAUGCCAGUAUAUUUCUUCUCGAACAAAAAAAAAAAAAAAAAAACGACUCUUCUUGAAAGAAAGUAAUUUUAAAUGAUUUUAAUUUUUACUUUUCGUCGAAUUACUAGUUAUAGUGUUUUUAUCUUCUUUAUUGGAGUUUUUGGUUUAGAAGUCUAGUAUUUUUUUUAUAGAUUUAAUUUUAAGUGGUAUUUAAGAAAAAUCGAUGUGUACAUUUAUAUUUUUUCGAAUAAUCUAAUAUUUUAUGGCUGCGGUAACGAAUUAUCAUUUAAAUUCAUAUAAAUAUUGAAUUUUUGAAUAUUUUUUUUUUUUUAAUUUUUGUAUAUAAAUUUUAUUCAUUAUUUUCUAUAAAUUUUUAUUUCUAUAAGAAUUAUUAUUUUUUAGUUGUAUAUUGAAAUUGUUCAAAAUAAUUCAAUAAUCAAUCGAUUGUAAAAAAAAAAAAGAAAUCGAUAAAAAAUUGUGAAACUGGUGAUUUGUGGAAGAGACGUGGUAGCAGAAAUUUGAUUUUCUUAAACGAUCGUAUAACGAAAAGAAACUCAAGUGCACUUAGAAAGGAUAAGACUCUGUGUGUAGUGCUCUGACAAGGUUUACGCUUUUCUUCCAUUUUCCUUUAUGUUGUCUUCUUUUUUUUUUUUUUACAACUCAUCCUGAAUUUUCGAUUUGCAAUUUCCCUUUUUUCCUCUUUGUUCUACUCCGCAAAGAAAAUAGUGCCUUUCCAAGUAUUACCCGACAAUAAAAGUAAAGUUUUGCAAUUGAGAAAGCUUUCACUUCUUUAUAAAAAGAGUGCGAUUUUAUAAUCUUCGAUUUUUUUCUCAUUAGAAUUUUUUUCAAACCAUUAGAAUAAGAAGAAAUAGAAAAUAAGUAAGAAGAGAAAAGUAUAGAAAAUAAUAUUCAAAAUUGAAAAAUUGGUAGCAGAAAUUGUUUCAAUCAUAAAAGAGAAUUUAUAAAAAAUGUAAAUGAUUGGAAAAAAAAAUUCAAAAAAAGGAAAAUUUAUUAUCAUAUUUUUUUGUACCGCAGCCAAUUAUUUUUGUGUGUCGUCAGUGAAAGUGAGAUUUGUAUGUAGGGGUGCUAUCGAUAAUUACGCUUAUUAUAAACUCGUAUAUUCGUUAUAAAUAUAUGAAAAUUAGGUAUUAAAAAAAUAUUUUCAAAAACUGUU
This is a messenger RNA of Leptopilina boulardi, 13730 nucleotides long. RefSeq lists its product as uncharacterized. Gene Ontology annotation, biological process: transmembrane transport; lipid transport. Gene Ontology annotation, molecular function: ATP hydrolysis activity; ABC-type transporter activity; lipid carrier activity. The record is from RefSeq and is a predicted model, not a curated record. Gene Ontology annotation, cellular component: membrane; intracellular membrane-bounded organelle. The transcript is spliced from 51 exons. Lineage: Eukaryota; Metazoa; Arthropoda; Insecta; Hymenoptera; Figitidae. Bases 308 to 12517 code for a protein of 4069 amino acids.